Prunus mume (Japanese apricot) is the source of this 648-nucleotide messenger RNA. The record is from RefSeq and is a predicted model, not a curated record. NCBI's taxonomy places the organism in Eukaryota, Viridiplantae, Streptophyta, Magnoliopsida, Rosales, Rosaceae.
AUUGUUGUCAUCUUUUGUGGAACUGAGGAAAUAAGGAAACAGACUAUGUGUGGCAUCUAUGCUGGCCUCCCGAACAAAGAAAAUAUACACCAGCUGAUUCUUGUCCUGCAAAGUAAAAUGAACUCCUAUGCUCGGAAAGAACUGGAGAAGUAUCCAUUUAAAGUUGAGACUUUCCAUAUUUGUGACUUGCUGGUCAAUAUUACAAAGCAUGCUCUGAAUCCAAAGCUCGAGAUACUCACUGCCGAAGAAAAGAACAAGCUGCUAACGAAGUACAAGUUGGAAGACAAGCAGCUCCCUCUAAUGCUGGAAACUGAUGGAAUUGCUCGAUACUAUGGAUUGGAGAAAGGGAAGGUGGUGAAAGUUACUUACUGUGGUGGAGUUGUUGGUUCCCUCAGAACUUACCGUUGCGUCGUCUGAUCCUUCUACACGACUUACAUGCCACUUUAUGAAGUGAUGACAUACAAAAUAAAGAAGUCACUUUAGUCAUGUUUUGACUGGAUUCAAAAACAGGUUUUGAUUUAAUGGGUUUGUAUUUUCUGUGUUACUUACAUAAAGUACUAUUAAUUAGAACUACUUUCUAUAGUUCAGGGGAUGGCAAUUAUGUCCUUAACAUAAUUCAAUUAGUAUCAUCGGUUGUGCUUUAAGUGA